GAACAGUGAACACCGAACUUGCUGACGUUUUUGGGGGAUGGCUGACACGGGCGGAGAACCCGUGGAGAUCACGGCACUAAGAACUAACCUCGUGUUUAUUACAGAUACCGUAACUGCUGUCCAAGGAACUCUUCAGUGGUUUGCUAACUGCCUGGUGGAAAGGUCCUUCAUCGCUCGGAGAGAUGCUAAGGGAAUACUCAGUACGUAUGGAGUGCCGCCUGCUCGACAAGCAAGUCUGCUAAUGGACGCCGUGUUCGCAAGAAUGCAUCUAUCAGAUGAAAGAAAACGCCUCUUUCUCGAGUUUGUCAAUAUAUUUUCCGAUGAUCCAGUAUAUGGGGAUCUUGUGAUGAAACUAAGGAGAGAAGUAUCUCAGUCUACAGAAAGUUUUAUUCUUCAACCUGAAACAAGUGAGGUCUCUGUUUCCGUGUCAUCUCAAUCCGAGACGUCUACUGACUUAGUGAUUUCUCGACGUCAAGGAGAUGAUAUUCACAAAAUUAAAGCAGAUAUUGAGACCCUGGAGAGAAAGUUUGAAAAGCUACAGGAUAUGGUCAUUGAUUAUCUUAAAAGUAAAUCUGUUGAUGUGAAACAUAUUGUCCUUAAACUGACUCAGCUGAGUGCUUCGGAAAAGCCCCAACAUGAGUCAUACUUGAAGGAAAAUUUAGAAGAACUUGAAAAAUGUAAAGAACCCAUACAUCUGAUUUCACGACUGAAUCUCUACUGGAAUUACCUCUCCCCUCAACUACUGUACCAUAUCAUUGGCAAAUUUCUGCCCAAAACCGACGUCGAGAAGGAAAUGGUAUCCUACAAUGGCUACCUUAGACAGUUCCGGGGUUGCACACUUCUGAAGCUGUUCUGUCAGAUAGAAGAACAAGUUAUCGAGCCACCAGAGGGAUUUUCUAACAUUGUAGCAAAGUUUUCAAGGCCUAUUUCGGAUAAAAUAACACUACAGGAUGUUGAAAACUUCCGAGUACAGUUAGCAUGUCAGUACAAGCUUCGGGACUUUGCACUGAUGUUAAAAUCUAAAGUAAAGGCAGGAUCCUUUCUCGUCACAUUUUUCGUGCCAAAUUCUGUCCUUGAGAGACUAACAACAGACAUUCCAAAAAAGGAUCUCUUUGAAGAGUUUGGCAUCACUCAACUGGACAUAAAUGGACACUGUGUAUACUGUGAUGCCAGUGAAACAGCUCUAGCUAUGACGGAGGAGGCAAUUAAGACUACUACUGUCCCUAGUAUUAUGGAGAUCUCAGCAACUCUCCCCGCCAUGGACGCUUCUUCAGCCCCAUCUAAUACAGCACCAGAAAAAGUAAUGACUUCAAGUACUAGCAUCCCUUGCUCCUCAUCCCAGUCGGAGGUAGUGCAUGCUCACUUUUCUGACAGAGGCUCAAGUACCGGUGUUUAUCUUCAAAAAAUGUACCGACGGCAUGUUCCCUCUGAACGCCUGCAUAAAAGGAAAAGAGUAACAGAAAAACGGAAGAAAAAAGGACGGUUAAAAGUUAAGCAUUUGCCACUAUUGAGAGAUAUUCUGAAAUCCGUUGCACACAAAUUUUGUGUUUUCGGAACCGAAGUCAAGGUUGAGCACGAUGUGCUGGCAGGUAUUUCUAAGGGUUACUAUACUUUUGAUGAGAAACUGUCCAGAGUGCUUGAAUAUCGCUUGCAGCAGGCUCCAAUGUUGACAUGGCAUGAUAUAGUGAGAGCCCUCAGAUCUCCUUCUGUUAAUGAACAGGACCUAGCUAGUCAGAUUGAGUCCCAGUACAUCCCUUGCUCUUCAUCCCAGUCACACCCAGUGAGUGACCUGUCUUCUGACAGAGGUUCAAGUAGUGUUUAUCCUCAAAACAUGGAACUACAGCAGCAUUUCCCCACUGAGCACUUUACUGACAGACGUAAAAGAAAGAGAAAACGAGAAAAAGAGGAGAGAAAACAUUCUCAGGAACGUUAUACAAAACAAAUUCUUGAAUCAACACCGUCUGUACUUCCUACUUAUUCUCCGGCUGCCAAAAGACCAAGAAAUAAUUCAACCCUUAGUCCCUCUUAUCCUGCCAGUGAAGCAACAGCUGGUAUUCCACCUAUCGUUAAUAAAUUCAUAGAUUUUGUGAAGCAAACAUACAGUGCUCAAGUUGUUGUGAAGGAUGAAAAGUGGUCUCUUUCUCCCACAGUCAAAUACAUUAACCUCGCCUGCAUUGACAGGAAAUGUGUUAAAAGUAAGGAAUAUGAGAAUGUAACAAAAGCUAUGGUUCAUGAUGGCAAUGUUGAUGUCAUACAAGAAACAAAGGGACCUAUUAAGUUCAGUGCAAUAGCGAAAGGGAUUUCCCUCCCAUCAACUGCUGAAGCAUGUGCCCAGCAGGUAACCGAUAAAAGGUUGAUACUUGUGGAGGGGGCUCCAGGUGCUGGUAAGUCAACAUUUGCGUGGGAGUUUUGUCGCAGAUGGAUGUUGGGUAAGGUAGCUCAGCAGUACCACCUAGUGCUCCUGCUCAGGCUUAGAGAUGAAAGAAUCAGAAAAGCUAAAUAUUUAGAAGACCUUUUAUAUCACCCAGAAAAAGAUGUGGCUUCCGGUGUAUGCCAUGAGCUUCUAACUUCACAUGUGCUCAUCAUUCUUGAAGGCUAUGACGAGCUCCCUGAUAGCUGUCGCAAUGAUCCUUUAUCUGUUUUCAACGAGCUGAUAUCAGGAAAGUUGCUGCCUUUGUCUACCGUCCUCGUCACCAGUCGACCUUGGGCUACAAAAGAGAUUCGUGAGAAGGAAGAUUGUCGCAUGCAUCAGCACAUUGAGGUCUUAGGAUUUACCAACUGUCAGAUCAAAGAGUAUAUCAAAGAAACUGUCCCAAAAGAGCAGGUGAACGAUCUUAAUUCUUACCUGGAGAGACAUCCUCAAAUUAGAUGUGGCAUGUACAUUCCUCUGAACAGUGCUAUUGUCGUGGCUGUAUAUAAGGAAGGUUUUCAACGUGAUCAUGACAAAUUGCCUUGUACCCUCACCGAACUCUACAGUUGCUAUGUAGAGAUAUUGAUAAGACGACAUCUGAAGCGUGCUAAUACAAAGCAGAAUGAGGGGGGCACACUUAUUAUCCCUGGUAUAAUUAAUCUCUCUGUUUCGAAAGAGGUGCACAAAAACUUUGUUAGUAUGUGUGAGUUGGCCUAUACAGGAAUUAUUGGUUCAGAUGAAGAGGUCAAAGUCAUAUUCAGCGAGUCUGAACUGCCACCAAACUUUGACAAUCUUGGGUUGAUGGACUCAGUCACUGAGCUCUAUGUGACUGGACAAACUUCUUCAUCUCACAACUUUCUUCAUCUCACAUUCCAGGAAUUCUUUGCUGCAGUUCACAUCUCUACUAUGCCUGGAGAACAACAGCUGCAAUACUUUAAGAAGAGUAAGACCGAUGGCGGUAAGAAAGAAGGCAGGUUAAAAGUAGUGCUAAGGUUUCUUGCUGGCCUACGCAAUUUGGAUUGUUUUACUCAAGAAACUGUAAAAUACAUUGUAAAGUCUCCUUCAACACCUGUGAGUAGUAAAUAUUCAACACCCUGUAACAUUUCAGUGGAUGUUGAUGUUGUCAACUGGUUGUUCGAGGCUCAGAGUCAGACUGCUAUUUCCCUACUCCUAGAAGAGUGCAAAGUAGAAUUCAAGGCCAAAAAGAGUCAAAUGAUGCCAAUGGACUACUACUCUCUCGGUUACUGUAUAUCCCACAGCCAGUGCCAGUGGGUUUUGUCUCUUACAGGAACCAGCAUUGUUUCUAAGGAGAAGAUAAAACUACUUGCUAAUGGUGCAGUAGAAUCAAAUGGUGUUGGAAAAAUUGUCCAACUUGGAGCUGAUAUGCUUGUAAAUUUGCCAAGAACUAAUUUUACCAUGUUGUUUGCUAAGUGGAGUUGUCUUCUCCAUCUUCAUGAACUUUCCCUUUUUACAAUACCCCAGGCAUGGCCAGACCUAUCUCACCUGUUGUCAUUAUCAAUAGAGGGCGAUGUUACAGAUCAAGACUGCACGAACCUUGUCAGUUAUCUGGCCUCAACAAACUGCCUCAAGAAGUUUUCGCUUAUGUUCAAGACUGUACCUUUAUCCAGAAGAUGCUCCUACUUCGCAGCAACUACUGGAGUUGUUAGAGGCUGUAUACCACCACCACACUCUUGAAGAGAAGUCAGUAAAGGAAGCUGCAUGUAGACUAACUACAGAUGAUGAUGUGAAAGCCUUGAGUCAAAUAUGCUCUUC
Molecule: messenger RNA, 4183 nt
Organism: Geodia barretti
Lineage: Eukaryota; Metazoa; Porifera; Demospongiae; Tetractinellida; Geodiidae
Source: the annotation of a GenBank genome assembly